This is a messenger RNA of Prosopis cineraria, 1219 nucleotides long. Its product is annotated as caffeoylshikimate esterase. The transcript is spliced from 2 exons. NCBI's taxonomy places the organism in Eukaryota, Viridiplantae, Streptophyta, Magnoliopsida, Fabales, Fabaceae. Gene Ontology annotation, cellular component: membrane. The record is from RefSeq and is a predicted model, not a curated record. Gene Ontology annotation, molecular function: lipase activity. Bases 100 to 1074 code for a protein of 324 amino acids.
UCCCAGGCUCGUUAUCUGUUGAAUGAUGAAGUGGGAAACUCGGGUUCUUUAAAAUCAAAAGCAAACACGGCUUCCUUGCUUUGCCUCUGAGCUCUGAACAUGGCUUCUUCUGAGACUCCUCCGCCUAACUUCUGGGGCGAUAUGCCCGAGGAAGAGUACUACGCCUCUCAGGGAGUCCGCAACACCAAAUCUUACUUCCAAACUCCGAACGGCAACAUCUUCACUCAAUCCUUCCUUCCUUUGGAUCCCGCCACCCCCAUCAAGGCCACCGUCUUCAUGAGUCACGGCUACGGCUCCGACACCGGCUGGCUCUUCCAGAAGAUCUGCAUCCACUACGCCACCUGGGGCUACGCCGUCUUCGCCGCCGAUCUCCUUGGCCACGGCAGAUCCGACGGCAUCCGAUGCUACCUCGGCGACAUGGAGAAGGUCGCCGCCACCUCACUCUCCUUCUUCCUUCACGUCCGCCGGAGCGAUCAGUACAGGCAUCUUCCGGCUUUCCUCUUCGGCGAGUCCAUGGGCGGCGCGGCCACCAUGCUUAUGUACUUCCAAUCCGAGCCCGACACGUGGACCGGCCUAAUCUUCUCCGCCCCACUUUUCGUCAUCCCCGAGAACAUGAAGCCAAGCAAGGUUCGGUUGUUUCUCUACGGUCUGCUGUUCGGGAUAGCUGACACGUGGGCGGCGAUGCCGGACAACAAGAUGGUGGGAAAAGCUAUAAAGGACCCUGAGAAGCUGAAGAUCAUAGCUUCCAAUCCACGGAGGUACACGGGCCCACCUAGGGUUGGUACAAUGAGGGAGCUGGCGAGGGUGUGCCAGUACAUACAGGAUAACUUCUCCCGAGUAACGGCGCCGUUCCUCACUGUCCAUGGAACCGCUGACGGGGUGACGUGUCCGUCGUCCUCCCGUUUGUUGUACGAGAAGGCAUCCAGUGAGGACAAGAGCUUGAAGCUUUACGAUGGGAUGUACCAUUCUCUGAUCCAAGGGGAGCCUGAUGACUGUGCCAAUCUUGUGCUCAAGGACAUGAGAGAGUGGAUCGAUGAGAGGGCCAGAAGGUAUGGGCCUAAGGAAUCUCAAUAAUUUGGGCUCCGGUUGGCCCAUAGCCCACUUUGAUGUUGGCCCACCUUGUCUAAUGUAUAAUCUUCCCAUUUUCAUGAAAUGAGAUUAUUACUAAAUGAAUUCACAAGUAUAGAUAUGAAUUGAAUUGAUGGUUGUUUUCUUUGAA